Cladophialophora immunda is the source of this 1124-nucleotide messenger RNA. RefSeq lists its product as uncharacterized. Gene Ontology annotation, molecular function: oxidoreductase activity. The coding region runs from base 116 to 892 and encodes 258 amino acids. The transcript has 2 exons. The record is from RefSeq and is a predicted model, not a curated record. NCBI's taxonomy places the organism in Eukaryota, Fungi, Ascomycota, Eurotiomycetes, Chaetothyriales, Herpotrichiellaceae.
CGUGGAUGUUCUACGAAUCCCUUUUUCCUCGCUCUCACCAUCUCGGGUUUGUUAUCCGCACCUCCCUGAACCCAACCUGACCAAUCGUGGUCGCCUCCUCCUUCAGAGCCUCGCUAUGGCUUCCAUCGCUGGCAAAGUAUUUGCUCUGACAGGUGCGAGCUCUGGUCUCGGAUUAGCGACAUGCUCCAGGCUUGCCAGGCUAAAAGCCAGAGCCGUCUCCAUCGGCGACAUCAACCCCAGCUUUUUUGACAGCGCAAGAAAGAAACUGCAUGCUAUCAACCCUGAUAUGCAGGUAUCUGUGACCAAAGUCGACGUUGCUUCGAGCCUUGAUGUCAGCGCCUGGAUCAAGGACACGGUCAACACAUUUGACGGCCUCGACGGAGCAGUGAAUUGCGCGGGCGUCAUCAACAUGUCUGCAAGCCAACAAACGCCACUGUUCUUGAACGAAACGGACGAAACGUGGAACCGGGUGGUGAACGUGAACCUGACCGGGAUCUUGUACAGCAUGAGGGCGCAAGUCAAGGCGAUGAUGGAGUUGCCUAAGUCGCCGCGGAGCAUCGUCAACAUUGCCAGUGCGGCAAGUUUAUUCCACGAUCCGACCAUUCUGUCAUACUGUGUGACGAAGCACGCGGUGGCAUGCUUGACGACCACGGUGUCGAAAGAAUUGGGCCCGUUGGGGAUCAGAUUAAACGCUGUCUCUCCAAGCGCAACGAAGACGGGAAUGGCGUUAUCAUGGUACAAGGAUGAGGAGGAGGCCGAGGCAGAUAUGGCGAGGCGCGGGGUGGUAUUGCUUGACCCGGAGAGGGUGGCCGAGACGAUCACAUGGCUGCUGAGCGAGGAUUCGACGGGCAUCAACGGCGUCAAUGUUCCUGUUGGGGCGAGUGCUUCAUAGUUAGUCCAUGCAUUCGUUGUACAUAGUCAGCACUGAGCAGUGUACAUACCUCGGUGUUGUGGUCGCGCCCGUCGAAGAGAUGGGCGGGCGAUGGCGAUGGCGAUGGCGAUGGUGGGAGAAAGAAGAAUGCCACCGUCAAACUUCUCCCCGCCACCCGCCCGUCUCGCCUGCGUCCCACCGAACCACGACUAUCGGACCAUGUGCGCAAGAGCCACUUUCCACCUGUUCUUCC